AUCUAUUGGACCACUAACGUGCCCAAUAAAAUGCUGUUUUUGUCACGUGACAAAUUCAUUAUCUGGCGGGUUUGUUAAUCGAGUUCCAAAACAUGAAGUGUGUUUUGCCAGGAGCAAACGUUAAGUUGUUUGCAAAAGCGAUACAUUGCCUUGCGAAACUUGGUCACUAUGUUUACUUUGAGCCUCUGGAUACCGGUCUCGCACUCAAAACGGUUAAUUCGUCAAGAUCAGCAUACGUCAGUAUCCUUUUUAUGAAACCUUUGUUUCAAGUAUACAAUGCAGGGUCGGAUAUCGACCUAACUGUGGACGACGACAACUUACCAAUUACCAGAUGCAAAGUUGCUUUAAAGACUUUACUUCAAGUGUUCAAAUCACUUGCAAACAUAGAAAGAUCAGUGGAAACAUGUGAUAUUGACCUUGAUGGUGAUGAGUGCAGACUUGUGUUUCAACUGAAAUGCAAGCAUGGUAUCACUAAAACACAUCACCUCACAUUUCAAGAAUGUGAAUCAUUACAGGCGAUUUUUGCAAAAGAUCUUUCACCUAAUGUUUUAAAAUGUGACCAUAAAGUUUUAUCGGAUGUUGUGAUUAAUUUCUCGUCCAGUCUGGAAGAAAUAACGAUGCUAGUUUCACCUUGUAAAGUUGUGUUGAGAAGUUACUCAGAUGAUGAAAGUGAUGAAAUUGCUCAACUGAUGAAAACUGAGGUUUCCCUUAACCCAGAAGAGUUUUCACAAUACCAGAUCGGUGUUGACACAGACGUCACUUUCUGCUUGAAAGAUGUUCGUGCAAUCCUUGCUUUUUGUGAGGUAGCAGCAAUGCCAGUGAAUAUACAUUUUGAGGUUGGUGGAAAGCCUAUAAUCUUCAGUCUCGGGCAUAAUGGAUAUUUUCGUGCAAACUUCGUGAUUGCUACUAUUGCUACGGAUAAAAAUUCCCAGCAUUCAAACGCGACUGCAAACUUUACCACCAACACAACAUUCCCCACGACUAACAAGCGGAGUUUUGUGAAACCUUCCAGAUCAAAAGUAGCUCCAAAACCUCUUCGGAAGGUCUCCGCUCAAAAGACGAACGCAAAGCCGCAGCCGACAAAGCUGCCGCAGCCGAAAGAUUGUGAUUCAAUUAAUUCGGAACAUGACGUGAGCCCAGAAAUACCGCUGCAAGGGGGUGAACAGACAAACGCAACCCGUUACGAAGGGUUUAACUCGCCUUCACCAAAGCAGCCGUGUUUUAAAAACGUUAAAACCGUAUUUUUCGCAGCCACUCAACCCAACGAUUUAGACCGUACAGUCUUAGUACUAGCGCCAGACUCUGACAACGAAGAUGGUACCUGAUUUUGCAUGUCUACGAGGAGAUUUUAGGUUAUUUUGUUUUUUUUUCGUUUUUUUUUUUUUAAUUCCAUGAGCGUACUGUGAUCAUACGAGCGCUGUAUAUGAGUCACAAUAUGGGUCAAUAACUCUACAAA
Ciona intestinalis (vase tunicate) is the source of this 1456-nucleotide messenger RNA. RefSeq names its product cell cycle checkpoint control protein RAD9A. Gene Ontology annotation, cellular component: checkpoint clamp complex. Gene Ontology annotation, biological process: DNA repair; DNA replication checkpoint signaling; mitotic intra-S DNA damage checkpoint signaling. The record is from RefSeq and is a predicted model, not a curated record. NCBI's taxonomy places the organism in Eukaryota, Metazoa, Chordata, Ascidiacea, Phlebobranchia, Cionidae.